Messenger RNA from Platichthys flesus (European flounder), 2678 nucleotides. It is a transcript of the gene bnipl, whose product is annotated as BCL2 interacting protein like. Lineage: Eukaryota; Metazoa; Chordata; Actinopteri; Pleuronectiformes; Pleuronectidae. The record is from RefSeq and is a predicted model, not a curated record. Gene Ontology annotation, biological process: apoptotic process. Gene Ontology annotation, cellular component: cytoplasm. The transcript is spliced from 11 exons. Bases 1202 to 2188 code for a protein of 328 amino acids.
CGGCGGCCGAGUGGGAACUCCCUCAGAGAGAGAGAGAGGAAGCUGUGACACUGACACACACUGUCGUUCAGCAGAACAUACAUGUUGGUCAGAACACGCUGUGACAUCAUCGUGACAUGAGUGGCCACACGAACAGGUGCUACAGAUUCCUCUUAAGACAUACCUGAAGACAACUUGAGGUACUUUGAGACACCUGGAGUCACCUGAAGACACCUGGAGUAACCCGAAGACACCUGGAGUAACCGGAAGACACCUGGAGUCACCUGAAGACACCUUGAGGUACUUUGAGACACCUGGAGUCACCCAAAGACACCUGGAGUAACCCAAAGACACCUGGAGUCACCCAAAGACACCUGGAGUCUCCUGAAGACACCUGGAGUCACCCGAAGACACCUGGAGUCACCCGAAGAAACCUGGAGUCUCCUGAAGACACCUGGAGUCACCCAAAGACACCUGGAGUCACCCAAAGACACCUGGAGUCUCCUGAAGACACCUGGAGUCUCCUGAAGACACCUGGAGUCACCCAAAGACACCUGGAGUCACCCAAAGACACCUGGAGUCACCCAAAGACACCUGGAGUCUCCUGAAGACACCUGGAGUCACCCGAAGACACCUGGAGUCACCUGAAGAAACCUGGAGUAACCUGAAGAAACCUUGAGGUACUUUGAGACACCUGGAUUAACCUGAAGACACCUGGAGGUACUUUGAGACACCUGGAGUCCCCUGAAGACACCUUGAGGUACUUUGAGACACCUGGAGUAACCUGAAGACACCUGGAGUCCUCUGAAGACACCUUGAGGUACUUUGAGACACCUGGAGUCACCUGAAGACAUCUACAUGUACUUUGAGAAGUCAGGGUCAGCUGGUGAAAACUAACAUGGAGGACAGCAGUGAUGGAGGUCGUCAGUGGAGGUCAGUGAGGCUUUCAGUGUGGACGCAGCUCAAAGUUGUGGAACUUGUAGAAGAAUAACAGAACCACAGCUCUUUGUCCCCCCCACCACCACCACCACUGCCACUGCCACACACACACACACACACGAACACAUCAAGGUGGGGUAGCCUGAGUGGGCGUGUCACUUGGCUUCACUUACAACAAACAGAGGAACAAUGGAGCCCCGCCCCUUAUCAGGUGAAUCAGAGCGGUCAGACUGGUUGCUGUGGGGGCCCUGUAGGGGUCUCAGACCCCCCCAACAUCAAGGAUAUGGAGCUGAGGGAGGAGUGGCAGGAUGACGGGUUCCCCAGGCCUCUCCCAGAGGAUUGUGGGAGUGUGGAAGCAGAUUGUCCAUCUGGAGUAGCCCAGUCCACCAGCCUCGCCCUGUCAGGUACGGCUGUGGGAGGGGCUAAGAAGCGCUUGGCGGCCCCGACUCUCAGCCUGACUCUGAGCCGCGGAGAUUCUCAUGACCCCAGUAACGACGGCUUCUCGGCUGCAGCUCUGUCAGCGACGCCAGACGACACACCGUCACUGGACAUCAACCUGGAGGCGCUGGAGACGCCGUCGGGCAGUGAGACCGGAACUCUGCCGGACAGCGGCGAGCUGGAGUGGGAUGAUGACCUCUCCCAGAUGGGCAGGGGCGGGGCGGUGGGCGUGGUCAGAAGCCCUGUGGACCAAUCGGAAGGUUUGAUGGGACUGGACCAGGUAGACAGCAGGGGGCGUCGAUGGAGGAAGUUCUGUAUCUCCGGGCAGGAAUAUCAGGUUAACAUGAGUGUCCUGGAGCCAUACCUGCAGGUCCUGUCGCAUGGAGGUUACUAUGGAGACGGGAUGAACGCCAUCAUCCUGUUCACUUCCUGUUUCCUGCCGGAGAACACGGUGGACGACUAUGAGUACGUCAUGGACAACUUGUUCAGGUACAUAUUGGGGACGUUGGAUCUGAUGGUCUCAGAGAACUACCUGCUUGUGUACCUGUGUGCGAUGGCGCCGAGAAACAAACUUCCCUCCAUCAAGUGGCUUCAUCACUGUUACACAUCCAUUGACAGAAGGCUGAAGAAGGAUCUCAAGGGGCUGCUGGUGGUUCAUCCUUCCUGGUACAUGAAGGCUCUGAUCACUGUGGUCAAACCGUUCAUCAGUGACAAGUUCAGCAGGAAGAUUCGUUUUGUUCAGAGUCUCCAGCAGCUGUCGCAGCUCAUCCCCACCGAGCGGCUGCAGAUCCCCGACGCCAUCCGCCUGUUCGAUGACAAACUGAACAGAUGAGAACCGACUCAGCUCGUUGGACGUGAUGGAAGCUAAAUGUCAGAGAUCGCUGUUUCCGGCUGACCUUUGACCCUCUGUGUAUUUGUACAGUGUCGUAUGGGGGGUGGGGGUGUUUGUAAAUCAGUGACUGUAAAUAAAGUUGAUUUAAACGUGGUUUGAAGUUAGUGUGGACUUGAAACAGAUGAAAACAUGAUGAUGUCACAGUGGAGCCGACCUUUGACCUACAGGAUCAGGUCAUUUGAAACGUUUGUUCCAGAUGUUUCUAAGCAGCUGGAGGAAAGAGGCUCCGAUGACAUAGACUUUCUCUUCCUGACUGGUUCUUAUCAGUCACAUGACUUGACUACCAGCAAAGCCUCACAACAUUAAGUCAAAGUCAUAGAAUCCCCCUGACCUCUGACCUCCAGGCGUCAGGACUGUCUGUGACACAUACAGGGAGUUAUAAAGGACUUUAACUUUAUUCCAACAUGGCGUCGACGUGUCAGUGAAUCGU